Messenger RNA from Gallus gallus (chicken), 1207 nucleotides. RefSeq names its product transmembrane protein 109 (gene TMEM109). The record is from RefSeq and is a predicted model, not a curated record. The coding region runs from base 8 to 955 and encodes 315 amino acids. The transcript has 4 exons. Lineage: Eukaryota; Metazoa; Chordata; Aves; Galliformes; Phasianidae. Gene Ontology annotation, biological process: intrinsic apoptotic signaling pathway in response to DNA damage by p53 class mediator; cellular response to gamma radiation.
GAGGGCCAUGGCGGGCCCUGCGCGCUCCGCUUCCGGCUGCUCCUGGUUCCGCUUCCGGCUCCGCGCGGCCUCACCGACGCUCGGAGCUCUUACGCGGGCUCCGCUCAGGCGGCAGCCGGAAACGGAAGUGCUCCCGGCGUGCCCCGCGCCAGCGCGCCCCCACCACUUCCCCUCCCGCCUCCCGGCGCACGCCGCGCAGGACUACAGCUCCCAUGGUGCCCCGCGGCGGCGGGCCCGCGGCAGGGCUGCUCGGGCGCCGCGGCCUGACCUGCCCCGCAGCGCCCCCGUGCGGCCGUGGGCGGAGCUGCCCUGUGCGGGGACCCCGUUGGCAGUGCCGAGGAUGGGGGCUGUUGGUGCCAUGGCCGCCUUGGACGAGUCCCUGUGGCAGCUGGGCCGCACCGCCUGGGCCAGCCUGGAGGGCUGCCUGGGGGCCGAGCCGCUGCGUCUGCUGGCCGAGAGCCUGCUGGCUGCGCUGUGGCUCACCGCCUCGGCCGUCUCAUCGGGCCUGGCCGUGCUGAGCGGCGCAGCGGGGGAUCUGCUGGACGCCUGCGGCCUGCACGGGGCCCGGCUGGCCGGCGGCGUGGCUCUGAGCCCCGGCGCGGUGCAGCGGGUGCUGCUGUGGGGGCUCUUCGCCCUGGUGGGGGUCCGCCUCCUGCCGUGGCUGCUGGGCCUGCUCGUGGCGCCGCUGCGGCCCGCGCUGCGCUGCCUGCGGCUCUGCGCCUUCCUGGGAGCCUUCCUAUACGUGGCGGCGGCGGAGGGCAGCGGCCCCACGGCGCGGGCGGCCACGCUGCUGGGGCUCUGGGGGUUCUACGUGCUGCUGGGGGGUGGCCGGGCCCCCCCGCCAGGCCCCGGCGCGCACCUGGAGGCUGCCGUGCGCAGCCUGGAGUGGAAGGUGGAGGAGCUGCAGAGGAGGCAGCAGCGCUACGGGGCGGCACGGGGCCGUGCGGAGGAGUGAGGGGUGCCUGGGGGGGCCCUGCGUGUGUGGGCCCCCCCCCCCAGCGCCCCACAUCAGUGCCCCACAUCAGUGCCUUCACCAUCGCCACACCCAAGCCCUCAACUCGCUCGCACCAAAGUGCCCGGGGGGUCCCAAACCGGGUGCCUCCCCCCCUUCCCCAUCCCCACCUCCCCGUCUGCCGUGGGAUGAGGGCCACGUGCUUGGUUUGCUGUCGUGGAACGGUUUGGCCACCAAAUAAAGUGUUUGAGUGCA